Penicillium concentricum is the source of this 1209-nucleotide messenger RNA. RefSeq lists its product as uncharacterized. NCBI's taxonomy places the organism in Eukaryota, Fungi, Ascomycota, Eurotiomycetes, Eurotiales, Aspergillaceae. The record is from RefSeq and is a predicted model, not a curated record. The transcript is spliced from 2 exons. Bases 1 to 1209 code for a protein of 402 amino acids.
AUGGUGAGCACCAAGUGUCCUCCUGCUUUUAGUGCAGGCGAGGAUGCCACAGUCAGCUAUUUGUUGUCCCGGAUCCUGUCCGGAGGCAGAAUCUGCAGGGCAACGGAACUUGCUGCAUGCCUCCCUCGGUGGUUUAGCGACCUCAAAGAGAAUAAGCCAAUCGCCCCAGGUAGCCCGGAGCUACUAUGUCGUCUUACACUCCCAUUCGGCACACCUUCUAUUCUAGAACAAAUCGAGAGCCUCCAAAUCCCCGACUCUUUGACCGAUAGACAGAGGUGGAUGGCGAAACUCCGUAUCCUCAUGGAUAACAAAGCACAUGAAAGGCUGCUGCAGAAGUUGGAAUCUUUGCAGGAUCAACAGAUAUCAUUCGAAGCUCUCUGUGAGCAAGAGAACGAAGACUGUACGGACGAUUAUCUUGUUGCUGACCCCAAACGGACCCUACAAUUUGACUAUGACAUGCGGGAUGUGAUGAUUCGGGGUGAUAAAAACGCAAUGAGAAAGAAUCACGAAGUCUUUUACGUGACCGGCUCCGUUGCCUGGACAGUUCGAUCUCCUUACUGGAAUGUCGCAUUGGCCACAGACGAUGAAGGUAAUCGAUAUCUCUCAGACGAUGUUUUGGAUGAAGUCCUUCCCAAAUGGAGACAAAUUCUCACCGGGGAGACGAUCCCGACUCCAAAGUAUGGUGUUGUCGAUUCUUUUCGUUUGUGGCUGGCUAGUGAGGAGAAAAAGGCGAGUGACCUGGGCAAAUCUUGGCCACCAAGCACCCCUAUCAAUACUGCUUCAGCCUCGAGGCUCGGGUUUGUAACUCCGGAACCCUAUUCUCGCCUUCGCGCAUCAGAUGCGAGCCGUCUCUCUCCGUUUCAAUCCCCCCAAAAGGUCACUGGCAGUGAGCAAACUGAGUUGCUCCGAGAGAUACUCACGCAAAUCAAAGAAUUGAAGACAAUAGUCGGCCAAAUUCUCGAAAGCAAGCAAGAGCUUGAGAUUACAGAAAAUCAAAUACAUGGAUCUUUACCACGCUAUCCUCCCAUUCCUCUAGCAAUGCAACCUCCAGCACCUCCAGCAAUGCAACCAAACUAUUUCCUGCGACAGAGUCAACUCUCUGGUCCUCAAUAUCAGCUCGAGCCAGAUUGGCAGCAACGAUGGAACUCACAGUACCAAGGCCCGACUACCAUGCCAGGCCCUGGACCUAGUUCAGCUCGUCAUCUCUAA